Leptosia nina is the source of this 2118-nucleotide messenger RNA. Lineage: Eukaryota; Metazoa; Arthropoda; Insecta; Lepidoptera; Pieridae. The record is from the annotation of a GenBank genome assembly.
AUGGAACAUGCAAACCAAAGCAUGCCUAAUACGAUUAAUCAACAGGACGAAAACAAAAGUCAGUCGAAAGUGGUCCUGCCUAAAGGAAAGACAUCGAUGACUCGCGGGGUUUUGGGUGAAGUGCAUCCAAAUGUGCAGUGCCAACGUGAUAUAUCCAAGAAAGCCACAAUUCCUGAUGCCGAGUGUGAGAAAAACCCGCUAAAGGCUGUAAAACAAAGAACCUAUCGCUAUGUCCAGGCAAAGGUUGACACUGGUCUUGGCGCCAAAUCUAUUCCAACAUCGUCGAGGCCAUCUCUACAAGCUACAUGUGCUGCAAUGCCUACUAGAAAUGCUGUUAAAGAAGAUCUCAAAAAAGACAUUGAAAUUGAAUCAAAUAAGGUUUUAAAACAAGUGAAGAGGUCAAGAGACCAGAAAAAUCUUAAACUCAAUCCCAUUAAAGAGAUUAGUGAAGAAGAAAAGAAUCGUAUUAUUAAAGACCCUACGGAACCUCUAGGAAAACUGAAAUUAGCAGAAACAGAAAUUUUUGUUGAGCCUUUGAUGGUACCUAUAUUAACACAAGACAUUGAAGAAAUGGAUGCAAGUGACCCUAACCCAAGGUUGACGUCUAUCUAUAUUAAGGACAUCUACAAACAUCUGACCACCCUCGAGAAGAGAUAUCCAAUUGUAAAGAACCAUUUAAAAAAUCAAAAUGAAAUAAAAGGUCACAUGAGGGCUCUUCUGAUAGAUUGGCUGGCAAAGCUUCAGUGCGCGUUUUCUUUGCUCCCAGAGACUUUACACUUGGCUGUUGGAAUUAUAGACCGGUAUUUGCAGGUCAUACCCAAUGUACCAAAGAACAGAUUGCAGCUUAUUGGUGUAACUGCAAUAUUUAUCGCCAGCAAAUAUCAAGAAAUAUACCCUCUCCACGUCACUGCCCUCGUUCGUGUCACAAACCUAGCAUACACCGAGAAUAAAAUAUUGACAUGCGAGGAGAAAAUAAAAGCCAAGCUAAAUUUAGAUCUGGCGAGGCACGCCACACCGCUCAGCUUCAUCAGGGGGUUCAUCAAAGUGGCUCACGGUGCAGCAAAGAAUCAUCACUUAGCAAAAUACUUUGUCGACCUGUGCUUGGUGGAGUACUCCAUGGCUCACUAUAAGCCGUCCGAAUUGGCCGCCGCAGCCGUCUGUCUCUCGCUACACAUCCUCCCUGGCACGCCGCUCCAGGACGUGUGGACACGUACGCUCGCAUAUUACUCGGGGUACGAACUAGCUCACAUUCGACCCAUACUUCGGAAAAUAGCGACCUUAGUGAUAAACGUAGACAAGUCUAAGUACAAAGCGGUCCUUAAAAAGUACUCUCACGUGACAAUGGCCAAAGUGGCGACGCUUCCGCAUCUAAAAAGACGCGCCAUGUUUAAACUCGCUCAGAGGCCUUCGAGUAUCAGUCAUGUUGUGAAUCCGAACGACACCGCUCUCGCGCUAAAUGCAUUCCGUCACAUACUUGCGAAUUCGUUCGCGGAUUCACCGCUCGGAGAGCAGUUCUACUCUCCGAGCGGUGUCGUUCGGAGAGUAGAACUGCUCUCCGAGCGAGGUGAGGUCAAAAAUAUAAAUUGCGCCGAAAGCAAUUCCGCUAAACUUUGGAAGCUAAGUAAAAGUCGAAUAUUGCCGAAGGAAAUAAAUAGAAGGAGAUUUAACCUCCUGAACCUCAGUGAAAUAGAGUUUAAGAGUAGGUUUCGCCCGAGUAAAUCAGCUUUUAAGUUUUUGUGCGCUGAACUUCACCAGAAAACAAGUAUCAAAUCUACCAAAAGGAUCGGCUUAGAAGAAAAGAUCUGUGAUAGUGAUGAUAGUGACGACACUAUUACGGAUACGAAUCCUGAAUGUGAAUGCAAAGUAUGGUGGAGCUACGCACGAUGCAACAACACAUGGGAUGGGACAAAAGUGAGGCAAAUAAUUUUUUGCAAGAGCUACACAGAAACAAUGGACAAGUUUGGUGGAUAUCCACAAAGGCCAUGCUUCAUGACACCUAUACCUAAUGAAACCAUUGAAGGGAGUCCUGAAGCUCUUUACACAAGUGUCCACGAAAAGGCCAGGGUGGUGAUUGAGAAUACAUUUGGGCGGCCUAAAAAUAGGUGGCGUUGCCUCUGA